Messenger RNA from Theobroma cacao (cacao), 1845 nucleotides. Its product is annotated as putative serine/threonine-protein kinase PBL21. NCBI's taxonomy places the organism in Eukaryota, Viridiplantae, Streptophyta, Magnoliopsida, Malvales, Malvaceae. Gene Ontology annotation, biological process: protein phosphorylation. The record is from RefSeq and is a predicted model, not a curated record. Gene Ontology annotation, molecular function: ATP binding; protein kinase activity.
AUUGGCUGAAUUCUCGGGGUUUGUUUUUUUUUUUUCCUUUCUGGGUCUUUUUUAUAUAGAGAUUACAGUUAUUGCGGCGCGUUUUGCUGAUUAGGAUCUGAAAGGCAUUAGGCUGCGGGCAGAGCUAGUGGUUUGUUUGGAGAGAAAGGAAGAGACUUUCUGUUUCUUCUCUCUUCUUUCCUCCGCAGCUUGGUUUUAGGAAUCUGUUUUCUCUUAAAGAAAAAAAAGUUUCUGUACAUGUAGAAAGGUGGAGUUGGUUCAAGGAAAGAGACAAUGGGAGAUUUUGGUUGAUGGAUUACAAGUAGCGUUGUUUGCGAGUGUUCAAAUUUGGUUGUUUAAUUGCAAUAAUUGUGGGGUUAAGCAGAAAGAGGAUGAGUUGUUUUCCUUGCUUAAAUCCUCGUUCUAAGGAUAUAAGGAUCGACAUUGAUAAUGGAAGUCGAACGACUUCUCGCCAUUCCGCUGAUUCCUCAGUUUCCGGCGGUACGAGGGGAAAGGCAAGUCUAGAUGAGCAUAAGAAAGGAGGUGAUCAAAGGAAGGACUCCAAAGGCAGCGGGGCCCGUAGUUUCACAUUUCGAGAGUUGGCAACAGCAACAAGCAAUUUCAGAGAAACCAAUUUGUUGGGGGAAGGAGGAUUUGGAAGAGUUUUCAAAGGUCGAUUGGAGACAGGGGAGAUUGUUGCUGUUAAACAACUUAAUCAUGACGGUCUUCAGGGCUAUCAGGAAUUCAUUGUUGAGGUUCUUAUGCUGAGCUUGUUACACCAUGUUAAUCUGGUCACCUUGAUUGGCUACUGCACUGCUGGAGAUCAGAGGCUCUUGGUUUAUGAAUACAUGCCGAUGGGCAGUUUGGAAGAUCAUCUUUUUGAUCUAGAACCUGGUCAAGAGCCUCUGAGUUGGAAUAAACGAAUAAAGAUUGCUGUUGGUGCUGCUCGAGGACUCGAAUAUCUACACUGCAAGGCCAAUCCACCUGUCAUUUAUCGUGACUUGAAGUCAGCAAAUAUUUUGCUGGAUAAUGAUUUCAACCCAAAACUCUCAGAUUUUGGCUUAGCAAAAUUGGGUCCUGUGGGUGACAAUACUCAUGUUUCAACCAGGGUAAUGGGAACAUAUGGAUACUGUGCCCCAGAAUAUGCUAUGAGUGGUAAAUUAACUCUUAAGUCUGACAUAUAUAGUUUUGGGGUGGUGCUUUUGGAGUUGAUAACUGGACGAAAGGCAAUAGAUACCAAUAAGAAGCAUGCAGAGCAGAACUUGGUUUCAUGGUCCCGUCCGCUUUUGAAAGACCAGAAGAAGUUUGGCCUAUUGGUUGAUCCUUUAAUUCGAGGAUGUUAUCCUCGCCGUUGCUUGAACUAUGCAAUUGCAAUUACUGCUAUGUGUCUCAAUGAAGAAGCCAACUUCCGCCCCCUUAUUGGUGAUAUUGCUGUGGCUCUUGAAUAUUUGGCUUCUCAGAGUCAGAAUUGGAGCCCUGAAUCGCGCAGUGUUGAGGUUCGCAGUGCCUCACAAACCUCACCAAUGCAAACAGGGAAAGGUACCCAUCAUCAAUCUAAUUCCAGAAGGAGUUUGGCCUAUGUUUGAAGUUGUUCGAUAAGAGCUGUCAAGAAACUUCAAUCAUUUACCUCAUGGAGUGUAGAAGGAAGACUUGCCAGACUCUAUAGACACCAACAAAUGCGUACAUAUGUGGGUACAUUUUAAUAUGUAAAUUAGGGUAUUGAAGGAUUGGCAUUUCUUCCAUGAAAACAUGGUAGAACUGCCAAAAGUUAUAAGUUAUUGCAUUGUGUGGGAAGCACUGUGGACGCUUGUCAUCUUUAUUUAGAACACUCAUGGAAUGCACAAGUUUUCUCCUUACUUAGAUGAA